Leucoraja erinaceus (little skate) is the source of this 1722-nucleotide messenger RNA. Its product is annotated as D-amino-acid oxidase-like. The record is from RefSeq and is a predicted model, not a curated record. The coding region runs from base 115 to 1221 and encodes 368 amino acids. NCBI's taxonomy places the organism in Eukaryota, Metazoa, Chordata, Chondrichthyes, Rajiformes, Rajidae. The transcript has 11 exons. Gene Ontology annotation, molecular function: FAD binding; D-amino-acid oxidase activity.
ACGGAGCGAACGGCGAACGGCGAACGCGCCGCGCGCACACGGAGGUGGAGGGCAGGGCCGCACAGUUGCGAUGGGAGGGACCGUCGAGAGACACACAUCGAUAGGAAAGUUUGCAUGGAAGCCUGGCUUCACUUAAACACGCAAACCGAGGAAUUAGUUGGACAACAUUGCAGGACAGAAAUGCGUGUUGCUGUGAUUGGAGCUGGAGUAAUUGGUUUAUCUUCAGCUCAAUGCAUCAUUAAUCGAUUUCAACCCACAGUCAAGCCAUUAACUGUCAUCGUUUAUGCAGAUACUUUUACACCAGAUACUACAAGUGAUGGAGCUGCUGGGUUUUGGCAGCCAUAUUCACAUGACGAAGGGAAGCCGGAGGAAGUUAAGUGGAACAAAGAAACAUUUGAUUACCUACUGAGUUAUAUGAAUUCCUCUGAUGCAAAUGAGAUGGGAUUGUUUUUACAGUCUGGGUACAACAUCUUCAAAGAACCAGUGCCGGACCCAUCCUGGAAAGAUGCUGUUUUGGGAUUUAGACACUUGACAACAAAGGAACUCAAACUGUUUCCUGGAUUUAGCUAUGGUUGGUUUAAUACUACACUGAUGUUGGAGGGGAAAAGCUACCUGCCAUGGAUGAUGGCAAAGUUAAAAGAAUGUGGGGUCAAGUUUGUUGAAAAGAAAAUUUCUUCUUUCCAAGAGUUAGGUCCAGACUUUGAUGUGAUUGUGAACUGUACUGGCAUCCGAGCUCAAGAGCUGCAGCCGGACCCAGAGUUGAAGUCUGCUCGAGGACAGAUUAUAAAGGUUUAUGCACCGUGGAUGAAGCACUUUAUUGUCUCACAUGAUUUGAAAACUGGGAUUUAUUCUAUGCCAUAUAUUUUACCAGGGAGCAAAUUAGUAACCAUGGGAGGAAUCUUCCAACUUGGGAAUUGGAGUAAGGAGAACAAUCCUAAAGACCACAACAAUGUGUGGGAAGGUGGCUGCAAGCUUGUACCCAGUCUGAAGAAUGCCAGGAUAGUUGAAGACUGGACUGGUCUUCGACCUGUCCGUAACAGAAUCCGUUUGGAGCGACAGACCUUCAAAUCAAGACCACAGACAUUUGAGGUGAUUCAUAACUAUGGUCAUGGAGGCUAUGGCCUGACCAUCCACUGGGGCUGUGCCAUGGAGGUAUCAAAUAUCGUUGACAAGAUUGUGCAGGAGAGGAAGCCCAGCUGGAAAAUACCAUCCCGACUGUAAUUAAUCUCAGUCACGCAGGCCAUUCUGUAUUCCCAUGAAUUCAACUUCUCCAGUGAUGAUCCACUAAAUGAUAUCAAAGCCGAUGAAAGCUUGGAAAUGGCCAUAUUUAGUGCUCAUGGUAAAUGUUUAAUAUCUCAUGUCUCAAAUAAUUCUGUUUUUAAGUAGUUAAUUUUUGUGACCACAUUAAGGCUCACAGGAUUGAUAAAAAUAAAUUUGAAAGUGAUAAUUUCUAUACAAUCUGCAAUGUUGGGAUCAAUUAAUGCCUCUUAAAGUGAGAUAUAACAGGUGAGAAACAGUGCUAUUUCUAUCCAAUCAGUUAUCUGGGUGUUAGUUUCAAUUCAAUUCAAUUCAAUUCAAUCCAAUCCAGUUAUCUGGGUGUUAGUUUGUCCUUGCCCAACCAUAAAAGUAAUCCUGACGAAUCGUGUCGAGAGAUUAGUAGGGUAAUUUAAAAAACAUAUAUUUCAAAGUGUCAUUUGCCGAAAGGAACAUAAAUCAUAAUUU